AUGCCGCAGCCCCCGUGGUGCCCGGCGCACGGGGACAUGCUCCCGCCUCCGAAGCCACUUCCAGUGCGGCCCUGGCCUUUGGACCUCGGCACCAUUCGUGCACUGGGCUCUGGGGCAAUGGGCUCGGUGCUCUUGGGGAAAUCGGCCUACAUGCGUGUGGCCAUCAAGAAGGUGCCCCCAGAGUACCAAGAGGCGGCUGAGCGAGAAGCGGAGGUGUGGGCCGUCCUGCACCAUCCGAACGUGGUUGCCCUCGUUGAUGCGUUCCACGACCAGUCAGAGGGCGGCAAGGUCUUGGUCAUGGAAUACGCCGGGCUUCCACUUGACUCGCCGGGCUGCCGGCGUCCGCCAUCCUUGGAAGCUUCUCGGUUAUGGGCGUGCGUAGGUGUUCAUGUCAAUUAUACAGCUCUUGCGGAGCGUGUCUUGCCAGCCAGGUUGCUCGCAGAGUAA
This is a messenger RNA of Symbiodinium sp. CCMP2592, 447 nucleotides long. NCBI's taxonomy places the organism in Eukaryota, Dinophyceae, Suessiales, Symbiodiniaceae. The record is from the annotation of a GenBank genome assembly.